Molecule: messenger RNA, 3265 nt
Organism: Synchiropus splendidus (mandarinfish)
Lineage: Eukaryota; Metazoa; Chordata; Actinopteri; Syngnathiformes; Callionymidae
Gene: baiap2l1a
Product: BAR/IMD domain containing adaptor protein 2 like 1a
Exons: 14
Coding region: 170-1621 (483 amino acids)
Biological process (GO): actin crosslink formation; actin filament bundle assembly; positive regulation of actin filament polymerization
Cellular component (GO): cytosol; nucleoplasm
Molecular function (GO): protein binding
Source: RefSeq, a predicted model, not a curated record
GACGGUGAGUGGGCUGCUCCCGAACCCAAAGCUUUCUGACCACGAGUGAUCCCGGACACAGUCUCACAGAGGCAGCGCAGCCAGCGACCCGGGCUGCUGGGAUUUACUUGUCUUCCUGCACCUGGAUAUCCUAUUCUAUUUGUGGCUGCGUGUUUAACUUUACAGCAACAUGUCUCGGGCACCUGAUGAUGUGAGCAAACUCACCGAGAACACAUACAAGAAUGUGAUGGAACAAUUUAAUCCUGGCCUCAGGAAUCUGGUCAACCUCGGGAAGAGUUAUGAGAAGUCUGUCUCAGCCAUGACCAUGGCAGGAAAGGCUUAUUUUGAUGCCGUCGCAAAGAUCGGCGAGAAUGCCACUGUGUCUCCCGUCUCCAAAGAACUGGGUCUGGUUCUGAUUGAGAUUGCUGAGGCCCAUCGGAAAAUCCACUAUGAACUGGAAGAGAAUCUGAAGAGAUUCCACAGAGAGGUGAUUAUUGAGCUGGAAAAGAAGACAGAGAUGGAUGUCAAAUACAUGAAUGCCACCUUCAAGCGCUACCAGUCGGAGCACAAGCUGAAGCUGGACUCCCUGGAGCGUUCACAGACAGACCUAAAGAAGUUACGCAGGAAAAGCCAGGGGAAGCACUCGUCCAAGUAUGAGAUUAAAGAGAACGAGUAUGUGGAGACUAUUUCAUCCCGAAAAGUGGACAUGCAGAAGUUCAUUGCUGAUGGCUGCAAAGAAGCUCUUCUGGAAGAAAAGCGACGCUUCUGCUUCCUGGCAGACAAACACUACAUGUUCUCCUACCAAAUCAGCAAUUUCCACGACAAGGCCAAGGACAUGCUGGCAGCCAAGCUCCCUAGCUGGCAGGAGAAGUGCAGUGACAUCAGCAAGGUGCCAGAAACAGUGAUGACCAUGAUAGAUGGACUGUCCACACCGCCAGAACAAUCGCCACAAGUUAACCGCCACAACAGGAACAAUUUGGAUUCGAUGAUUCCACCCCCGGCUCCUCCACUGAAGGCCCAGAUCAGUCCUCUCGCUAACAUGUUCAACCCAGAGCCCAGAUCUCCUCUCACCUCCCCGUCAGACCGCAACUCAGACCAGGGCAGUCUUGGCGAAGGGUCGUUGUCCCGGUCCACAUCCCAGUCAUCCGGUCUUAACAUGAGCAGAAAACUGGUGCGGGUCCAGACCAUAUUCCCCCACACAGCGGGCAACAACGACACGCUCCUCAGCUUCGAUGACGGUGACAUCAUCACACUGAUGAUCCAGGAUGAGAAAGACGGCUGGCUUUACGGGGAACUGGAGAAGACUGGGCAACGAGGCUGGUUUCCCUCAUCAUACUGCAGACCAUGUUCAGAGCCGUUCCUAUCAAACAACAGCAAUUCGAACACGCCGGUGCGAAGUCUGAGUGUGGCAAGUCUGCCGGUGCAUGAGGUGGAGGAAGAUGAGCCCGUGCUGCUGCCGCCGCCAGACUACAGUGAUGAGGUUCACAGCCGCCCAGCAGCUCCGCCCACGCUGCUGCAACAGAACACAGUUUCUUUAGCCAAUGGCAGUGCAAAGGCCCCUUUUCUAGGUGGGGGGAAUCCAUUUGCAACGGUCAAGCUAAGGCCGACCGUCACCAAUGACCGAUCAGCACCAGUCAUCUAAGGCAGCGGAGGAGAAGGAUCACGUCUCACAUCCCCAACCUGCAUGUCUGUCUGUCUCAGCGUUCGGCUAAACAACCUGUUGUUACCGCAACUCUCAUACGUGUUACAAACGUUUGAAAACACCCAGCAUCUGUGACGUCGUAGUUGAAAGCAAAUAAACUGCCAAACUCCAUGACAACUUUCCCCGUCAUCACCAGCCUAUCUGUUGGACUUGGCCAUCAUGGUCAUGGUCAACACGCCUUCUCAUCCAUCGUACCUUAACAAGAGCUCCUAUCUAUCUUAUCUGAGUUUGGCCAGUGUGUCAGUCCACACUGGGUCCCCCUUUACAGCAGGUUUUAUAAUGUAUUCAAGUGUAUACAGUAACAUCAGUAGUCACACUGAUGGGGAAUUCUUCUUUGGUCAUGACAUUACUUGGGCACCAAGUUGUCACAUCCUCUCUCUGCCACAUUAUGGUGUAGAAACUUGGUUUUCUAUUUGCUUCAUUUAUCAAAAAUAAUGAAUGUAUUGAUUGGUUUGAAAUGGAGUCUGAUAUCUGCUACCACACUAUAUGUGCAUAUGUGAGUAUAUGGGUCUGGAGGAUAUUCACUGCGUCUGAACAAACACUUUUAAGUUUGCAUAAUUUUAAGUCAUAAAAGUUUGCAAACAAGUGUAGGUGGUGUUACAGCAUUGGCUGAUGAGAAAUACACCACAAAAUUUCAGUUAUUGUGAAAGAUUCGACUAGUUUAUAGUUGGUCUCAGACAUCCAAAACUAUUGAAGUGUCCAAAUGUAAUGGGGGUCAUUGCAGUACAAUGAGAACCAAUGGACUGGUGUUUUUUCAUUAUGUAGCAGCCAUUAUUUUAGCAAGUUUUUAUGUUUUAAUUUGGCAUUUCAUCUACAUAUUUCACAACAUAUUUUUAAACAAAGAGGAUUCCUGUGUCUGGGCUUCAGUGAGGGGGAUGCAUUGUAGCAUGGCUUGGCUUAGAUUCCAUGAAACUAAAUAUGUUGUUUGUGUGUAGAUGACUUAUUUUCAAGUGGCCAGGUGGCUCCACGGAUGGUGAGAAACAUGUAAGAAGUGAUUCCAGAUGUAAGCCAGAUGCUGGCGUUCUGAAUGGUGAUAUGUUGAGUUGAUGCUGAUGACAGAAAACAGGUGUCUUCCUGACUUGCUUUGAAAAAAAUCUUAUUUUUAAAUAAAACUUUAUUUGUCUUUGAUACUGUGAGAAUGAAGGGAGAGCAUGAUGUGUUGGAUGAGGGUUUGUCCAUAAAAUGAAGUCUGUUUCACACCAGGCUAUUUAUAUAGAGACGUCAUAUUUUAAUGAUAUACAAAAAGAUUCCUUUCUGUGAAGAUUUCCUUUUCAGAAUAAGACAUCAGUUCCUGUACUUGGAUCCUCACGGGUUGGGAUGUAGCUGUUGAAAUGUGUUGGAAUUAAAGAUAUAUUUUCACUCCAGUUUAGUGACGACUGCAUAAGAUGUACCUUACUACUCGCCUUGUAUGUGGGUAUGUUGAAUAACUGAUUGAAAUAUGCGGAGUGUUCAAUAUUUUAUGAGGACUUUUUUUUUUUUUGCAAUGUAUUUCAGAAUGUAAAAACUAUGACCAGAUCAUAACGACAUGUUCCCUCAGUGCUGCACCACUGUGUUGAUGGAUAGCUCCUCGGGUUCUUAAUAAAA